GAGCGGGUGGUGGGCGCGGGCGACCGGGUCGUGGCCGUGAACGGGGAGGCCGAGGUCGGCGCGAUGCGGAAGGUUCUCAAGGCGGAGGACGUCGUCGCCCUCCGGGUCGCGCGGAGGGGCAGUGCGGCCCGGGCGAUGGCCUCCCCCGAGAGUACCGAGGACGCGCCCGCGAGGGCGGGGCGCGCAGGGCCCGCGGCCGCCGCGCGGGGCGCCAGGGCGGACGCCGCCGCGGCGCGGGAG
Messenger RNA from Prorocentrum cordatum, 240 nucleotides. Lineage: Eukaryota; Dinophyceae; Prorocentrales; Prorocentraceae. The record is from the annotation of a GenBank genome assembly.